Messenger RNA from Brettanomyces bruxellensis, 5319 nucleotides. RefSeq lists its product as uncharacterized. Gene Ontology annotation, biological process: piecemeal microautophagy of the nucleus; autophagosome assembly; autophagy of mitochondrion. NCBI's taxonomy places the organism in Eukaryota, Fungi, Ascomycota, Pichiomycetes, Pichiales, Pichiaceae. The record is from RefSeq and is a predicted model, not a curated record. Gene Ontology annotation, molecular function: phosphatidylinositol-3-phosphate binding. Bases 1 to 5319 code for a protein of 1772 amino acids. Gene Ontology annotation, cellular component: extrinsic component of membrane; phagophore assembly site. The transcript has a single exon.
AUGGCAUCGCAAUGGAUCCCUCAAAAUAUUCAGAAAAGGCUCCUUCGAUAUGCCCUUGAACAGCUUUCUUUAUUUUCGGAAAUAGAUCUUCAAAAGUUGGACGUGUCUCUUGGAACAAGCACAAAUGUCACCCUUAAAGAUGUUGAAAUUGAUACUGAUAAGUUCAAUUUGCCCGGAGUUUAUAUGCGAAGUGGAAGAAUAGAUAAGUUAAAUAUGACACUGGCCAUGUCUGACGGCGUUAAUAUAGUAUGCGAUGGAAUUCAUGUCAGUUUAACACCUGCCCCUUCAAAAAAGCACACGUUUAAGCAAGGCGAAUUUUCUUUGGCAAAAAGCACGGCCGAGCUUGCUCGAAGUGCUGCCUAUGAAGAUUACGUUGAUGAUGAUAUGAGUGAUAAGCAAUUUGUGUCUACUCUUGAGGCUUCAAUCAUGAAAAGUAAAGCUCUCGAUGCUACAGAUGACGAGUAUCGGGAUUAUGAAGAUGAGCAACCGCCAAAGUUAAGUGGUGUCAUGCAAAGAGCUGCCGAAUAUGCACUAUCAAAGCUUCACAUACAGCUUAAAAAUAUUGUCUUCAUUAUUCUUACUGAUUCAUCAAAGAUUCAGCUUUCCAUUUCCUCCAUUGUAAUUUCAUCGAGCGGGGACGUGCAAAACAUUCAAAUUGGGGGAGUUAGUGUAAACAUUCCAUCUUAUCAUCCGGAACAAACAGAUUCAUGCUCUUCCACUACACAAAAUCCCAAGUCUUGUUCAAAUACCAAUGAAACAUCAGACUCAGACUCAGAUACAGACGAAUACAAUGAUGUUCUUAUGUCUACAUCCUUUAUGUCAAAUAGCAAGAAUGAUAUACAUCAAUCGUUAAUACAAAGCGUUUUGAGAUCACAUAAUCCAGCUAGUACAGUUUAUAUGAGUGCAGAAACAGAAUUUUCUGAGGCCAAGUCAAGACUACCUUUAGCAGAUAGAGCUGAGACUGAUCAAAAUGAUAAAGAGGUCCCUGAUGAAUUAAUGCAAAUAGCAUAUAUUGAUAAGCUGUCUGCCUCCUUUUCUGGACUUCAGGAUAUUAGGAAUUUGAACAUUAGCGUUGGAUCUAUACGUCUUGCGACAUCACCCCUUCCCAAUGUAAUCAAUUCAUUACUUGCAGCAUUAAUUCCUACUAAAGAUAUUAUUAAGAUCAAUCGAAAUGAAAAGAACUCUGGAAAUGAGGAACGGCGGUUUGCCAAUAUUAUUCAAUCUAUUAAAAUCCUCGAGCUUGAAGUUGCUUUAAGAUCUACGUUGAAAGGCAAUGGCAAUUUCAGCAGUUUAGAUGGUCCGAUUAUGAGAUUUGAAGAAUUUCAAUUGGAAAAGAAGAGUGAAAAUUAUUAUUUUGGUCACAUAAAGAGUGUGGGGAUAACCAGAAAUACAGAAGAAACAUCAAUUUUACACUUUUUGAAGACCAAAGAUGAACAACAUGAAGUCGAAAUGGAGAUUGAAAUAUCUGAUGAGUUUCAAAUGGCGUUCACAUUACCGUAUCAGGGAUAUGUUAAACUGAAAGAAGAGGAUUUGUUGUCGCUCAUAUCUUAUUAUUACAAAUGUGAACUUUUUAUAAAUAGGUUGAGGAACUUAUCAUUAAAAAAGAGCUCUUCCAAAUCGCCGUCUGAGAUAACAGUGAGGACCUCCAGAAUAUCAUUGGAGUAUGUCAUGUCUCUGGAUACAUAUUUGAACCUUGAUCUUUCGCCAAUAAAAUAUGAUUCAAAAACGGGGCUUGCGAUUAAACAGGCAAAAUUCACAUUUCAAGCACAUGCAAAAGAAUUGCCAGGCUAUUUGGUUUUCAAUGAAGUCAAUUAUAAUUUACUAGAAAAGACAAAAAGAGUUAAAGGAUAUGGAGCAAAUGGUAACAAGAUCACCACCUUUGAUACAAAUAGUGAAUUACAUGUUAGGAGCAUUAAAUCGAAUAUCUUUAUGGAGGAUAUACCUUUAUUGGUUGAGCAUUUUGAUGAAAUUAGAUAUCGGAUGGAAUCUUUACGUACAAUGUCAACCAAUCCUAGUGCAGGUCAACGUUCUGUGCAUCGCAAUAGGUCAGUUCGAAUUGCCAAUAGCUUGUUUCUUGACAGAAAAUUAUGUGCAGAGACAUAUUAUAAAGUUGAAACCGUUGAGUUAUUAAUCAGACACGUAAAUGAUGAAUUCGGUGAUCUGCAUUUUUCUGGGACAAAUUUUUGUGCUGCAUCCUUUAAGGGUAGAAACUCCGAACUUUACUUUGAGAAUAUAUGCAUUAAAAGAGAAAAGCAGGAACUUGUACAACAAUUUGUUUCGGCAUCGGCAAUUAGUCACACAGAUAAAAAGCCAUUAUUAUUUGCAAGUAUUGGAUCGAGCAUUACUGUCUAUAUAAGGUCAUGCCGUUUAGAUUAUUACGGAAUUUGGUUAACAAUACUUGAAAAUGCUGGUGGUGGAGAGGUCGUUGAAGAGCAAGCUGCGAGGGCUUUGAUCGGAGAAACAAAGCAGCAAAAAGAAGUUCAAAAAAGAGCAUUGAAAAUUGAAAUAAUACUUACCAAUACUUUGAUUGGCUUGACACCAAUUCACAUGCCAUCUCAUAGUAUUCUCUUCAUCAAAAAAAGUAACGCCAGUAUUCACAUUAACAACAAUGGGAUGAUUUAUGGGCAAAUGUCUAUGAAUACAACAUCAAUUUUCUUGAUAGAUGAUAAAGAUUGUGUGAUGAAAAAGCCAGGUCAGGUUUCGGAUUGGACUGCCACUUCAUACCUUAGGAAGUUAGGAUAUGUUUAUAUUGGUGCUUGCAAUUCUCUUUUUUUGCACUUAAAAAUUGGAUCCGUCAAAUCAAUUCUUUCACUUACUUAUAAGUCUGCUGAUCUCAAGAGGUAUCAUUCCUUGGUUGAUGUCAAAUUGGAUAUGGACCUACUUCACCUAUAUGCAUGUGCUGACUCGUUUUCCUGUUUUAUACAGCUUUGCAAUGAUCUUAAAGAGCCACUGUUCUUUACUUUUGAUGAGAAAUACAAAACAACACAAUCGGAAGAGAUUGACACAUAUUCCGAUGUUGAUAAUAAUUUCUUUUCGUACAAGGAAAAGCAAAGCUUAAAGAAUAGGGAGUCAAACGGAGAUAAUGAUUCGGGGCUACCCUCAGAAUCUCAACCUCAACAAACGGACAAAGAAAGUUCCAAUUCCGAACCAUUAAGCAUUAUCGAGGACUUUUAUAAAGGUGAAUACGGAUCAAAAAGUUUAAUUGAUUCUGAAAAUUCUCAGCGGGAGUCACUGAAGAGCUCAAAAGAUGUGGCAAGCGAACUGUCAGUUCAAAGUGAUCAUUUUGGAAGGAUAGAUGCUAAGGCAGGAAAGCCUAAAAUUAUUCCAAUGUCUAUCACUUUGGGCUUAAGGAAAAUAGAGUUGUUCAUGUACGAUGGUUAUGAGUGGAAAGAAACCAGAAAUCAGAUAGCAGAGGCUAUACGAAGAGUACAGAAGACUGCCGAUAUUGCGAAGAAGAUACAUAAUGAGAAAAAAAAAGCCGGAAAGUCGAAAGUUUUAGAAAGUGAUAUGAUUUCAGAUUCGCCUAAGCUGAAUAAUCCGGAAUCCGGUAUUCCUAGUAAAAUUGUCGAGGAAACACUUUUCCAAUCUAUCCAUUUGGGAGUUCAUCCGGGAGAAUCCUUAGGUUCAGCUUAUGAUCGGGUUAAUGAAUCGAUUAAUCCGCAAGGAUGGACUGAUGAUAGUUUAUUGAAUACAUCCUCGAAUGCAUCAAAAAAGCCGACUAUUGACAUCAAUGUGGAAAAGUCCUCGAAAAGUUACAAGGACCUUCAAUUAAAGAGAUCGAGGACAUUUAAGGCGAAGAUUGUCAUCGAUGAUGUUGAUUUGCUGUUUUUGCUGGUCAGCGACAAUGAGCCACGUCCUAAAUCCAAGCCAUCGAUAUUUUGCAAUGAUAAUGUUUCAAGUGAGGAGGAUACUCAUAUUUGUGUAUCAGAACUUGUUGGACGGCUUCAGAUUUGUAUUGGAGACAUGAAGAUUUUGGAUAAUGUACCAUCUUCUAGUUGGAAUAUGUUCCUAGGAUACAUGCGUGAAGCAGGAAAGCGUGAGUUGGGUUCCACUAUCAUAAAGCUUGACAUGGACAUUGUGAGGCCGAUUCCCGAGCUAGCUGCCUCGGAGUUGAGAAUGUCAGUAUCAGUUCUACCUUUACGAAUGUAUGUUGAUCAAGAUACGUUGGAAUUUCUUGUCCGCUUUACCGAAUUCCAUGACAGUAGAUUUUCGUGGCUUGCUAAGGAUAACGAUGAACUGUUCUUGGAAAGUGUCAGAAUUAAUCCGAUAAAAUUGAAGUUGAACUACAAACCGAAGAAAGUGGAUUUUGCGGGCUUGAGAUCCGGACAUACUGACGAAUUUAUGAACUUCUUUAUGCUUGAAGACUCAAAUAUGGUUCUCAGACAGCUGAAUGUGCAUGGCGUGUCGGGAUUUGGACGUCUACAGCAAUUACUUCGUAGUUAUUGGAUGCCUGACAUCAAGAAGAACCAGCUCGGGGGUGUUCUGGCCGGAGUAACGCCAAUCAAAUCUUUGGUGAAGAUAGGAAGCGGGUUUAGAAACUUAGCUGUUGUUCCAGUAAAGGAGUAUCGCAAAGACGGACGGGUUUUAAGAAGUUUGGAGAAAGGUGCGGCAUCCUUUGGUAGAACGGCGGGUGGAGAGCUGCUUCGACUAGGGGUAAAACUCGCAAACGGAACACAGACAAUUUUAGAAAAUGUGGAAUUGAUGUUGGGUGGUGAAGGAUCGGCAGGAAGAAUUUCAAGCAACACUGAAAGUGUUAUGGGUAAGGGGAAAGAAAAAUCAUAUACUGCUUUGAGUGAUGAUGAUGAUUUGGAUCAUUACGAGCAAUACUUUAUUCACCCUAAAGCACAGGAAAGAGCAAGGAACGCUGAUGGAUUAGAUUCUACUAUUGGUGAAGAUGAGUUAUUUGGUGAGAAGGGGCAUGAUGAUCACGAUGGAGAAAUUGAAACCAUUGACUCUAAAACAGAUUCCGAGGAUGAUGACAGAGGUGUUGAUAGUCAAAGAAAGGAGAAGCAUGGGAAGACUGUAAGUCUUUAUGCAAAUCCGCCACAGGAUUUACAUGCAGGUAUGAAAAAGGCAUACACGUCAUUUGGUCGUAACAUAACUGUGGCGCAGCGUGCAUUUACUGGCGCAUCCAGCAGAGCCUCCGAAAGUACAAGUGCUGGAGAAGCAGCAUUGGAAUAUGCUAAAGCAACACCCGUUAUGUUAAUAAGGCCUCUUAUCGGGACUACUGAGGCAAUAUCAAAAACGUUGUUGGGAGGUUUGAGCGAACUGGAUCCAGAUGAAAGAAAACGGUCAGUUGAAAAAUAUAAACAGAACUGA